GGUCGCGCAAGCCGUUGUUUUGACGUCGCCGGCUGUCGACUGCCGGCGCGGCGCCCACGUGGGGCCGCGGCGCUCUGUCUCCGCUCCGGCGCCGGCCUCGCCGCACGUGUCCGCGAACUCGCGAUAACAUUUAACCUGCAUCUAACCGAUCCGUCUAUCGAACAUAAACAGUCAGUGGACAUGAAGAAACAAGACUCCCAGUGUAGUUUGCCUAGAGGUAGAGUGAGGAAUGCGCGAAUGCUGACAGACAGCAUAUCGUCCGAUGAGGGCCCGGAGACGGAGCGCCUGCUGGCGUCCCAGCUUCCACGGGCCGUGAUCGCCGCGGCCAGCGGGCGUCGGCAGUCCCUCACGGCUCCACCGUCUCCGACCGACUCCCGCAAGAAAGUGGUCGCGCGCCACCACAACUAUAUGAACCACUUGCACCAGCUCAUCCACUGGAAAGACAUUUGGAGUGGAGAGCAUCAUAGAGGUCAAGAGAGCCUCCACCGCAGCGAGUCGAUGUUGUCUGUGGCGUGCUUCAAGACUCUGCAGCAGCUGGUCAACAGUGAAUCCCCCGGCGAGCUUCAGCAGUACCUCGCCAACAACACCAAUGUCAACGUCGACGAUAAAGAUGAGAAUGGCACGACGGUUCUCAUGUGCGCGUCCGAGCAUGGUCGCGCGGCCGCGGUGCGACUGCUGCUCGACUGCGGUGCGGACGCGUGCGCGGCAGACGCGGACGGCUGGACGCCGCUCGCGUUUGCGGCUCGCGGCGGACACGUCAUAGUGGUCCGGGAGCUGCUAGACGCUGGUGCUAAAGUUGACUCGAGGGACUGUGGUGGAUGGACGCCUUUAAUGUGGGCCUCUUACAAGGGGUACGAAGAAAUAGUUGUGAUAUUACUGGAGAAGGGCGCUGAUGUACACGCACACGGACACUAUAAUAUAAAUUCGUUGGUAUGGGCGGCGGGGCGGCGGCACAGCGGCGUGGUGCAGCGGCUGCUCGCGGCCGGCGCGCGCGCCAACUCCUGCGACAAGUACGCCACGUCGGCGCUCACGUGGGCGGCGCGCGCCGGCGACGCCGUGGCGUGCGCCGCGCUGCUGCGCGCCGGCGCCGACCCCAACACCGCCGGCAUGUACUGCUGGACCCCGCUCCUGCAGGCAACGCACGGGAACCACUUGGAGAUCGUCCAGAUGUUGUUAGAACAUAAGCCGAAUGUGAACGCGUUAGACAAGGACGGCUAUACGGCGCUCGCGAUCGCCUGCAAGGAGGGAUAUUAUGACAUAGCGGUGGCACUCAUUAACUCGGGGUCAUAUAUCAAUGUGCAGGACCACUCAAAAGACACACCUCUCAUUCACGCAGUCAAGGGCGGCCACAAGAAUAUAGUAGAGGCUUUGCUCAAAAAACAUGUAGACGUGGACCUGCCGGGCAAGGAGAAAAAGACCCCAGUGUAUACUGCAGUGGAAAAAGGACACGUUGCUAUCUUGAAACUGUUGCUGGCGUCCAAUCCCGACUUGGAACAUUGUACCAGUAGCGGUGAUACGCCCCUGCUCCGCGCGGUGCGGUCGCGUAACGCGGAGAUGGUGCAGCUCCUGUUGGAACGGAAGGUGCGCGUCAAUGUGGCCGACAACCGCGGCGACACCGCGCUGCACAUCGCCAUGCGGGCGCGCUCUAAGCAAAUAGUCGAAAUACUCCUCCGGAAUCCGAAGAACAGUCAAUUAUUAUACAAACCGAACAAGCUAAACGAGACGCCGUACAACAUCGACAUGUCAUACAACAAGACAAUACUCGGGCAGAUAUUCGGCGCGCGAAAGCUCAAUACUAAUGAAGACAAUGAGAAUAUGCUGGGAUAUGAAUUGUAUAGUGCGGCUUUGGCUGACAUGCUGUCUGAGCCUAGUUUGUCAGUGCCCAUUACUGUGGGGCUGUAUGCGAGGUGGGGCUCUGGGAAAUCGUUUUUGCUCAGUAAAUUAAAAGAGGAGAUGAAAAACUUCGCCCGGCAAUGGAGCGAGUCCGGCUGGGCGUGGUCCUGGGCGGUCUCGUGGGGCGCCUGGCACGUGGCGCUCGGUGUCGGCGCCGGAGCGGCCGUGGCCGGCGCGCCCGCAUACGUCGCCGUCGCGGUGUGCUUCGGACUCUUCGCUGCCAUGUACCUGGCGCUGUACAUGUUCUGGAGUCUAGGGAACAAAUACGAGUGGUGGUGGGCGGGUGGCGUUCUAUCCGCUCUCGGGCGUCGGUUCAGCGCGCUGCUGCUAGUACUGCAGGUGGUAUUCUGUCACCCGCCCGGGCCCAACGACCCGAGGGCUCUGCCCGCUACGCCCAUAAGAUUCCACUUCACAGAGGGCAUGAAGAGCGGCAGCCAAGAGGGCGAGGCGAUGGUGGUGCAAAUGAUCGCGAGCUUGGCCGAAGCUCUCGAGUGUCAGUACGGGCGCAUUUGUACCAGGCUCGCGCGCGCUUUUAGGCCAAAACCUGUAUCUUCUACGUCGGGAUGGAAAUGGCGUCGAGUGUGCUGCAUCCCGCACAUCGUGACGUUCGAGAUAUGCUUCACUUGCAUUCUCGUGGGGCUGUGCGUUCUCGUCAUGUACUUCACUGACGCCAACUACGAUGCACAGCGGCGUGAAAUUCAACAGGGUCUGAUGUUCGGCGCGUGCGCGCUGGCCGGCGCCGUGCUGCUCGCCAACCUGUACACGUGGGGCCGCGUGCUGCUGGCGCUGCUGCUGCCGCCGCGCGCCCGCCUCGCGCGCGCGCUGCGCCGCGACGCGCCCACGCUGGCGCUGCGGCCCGAGGUGCAGACUCUCACGCACACGGUAUCAUGCCUCGACGCAUUCACGGGCCAGCAGACACGCCUAGUGGUCGUCGUAGACGCCCUGGACAGUUGCGAACAAGAGAAAGUUCUAGCUCUCCUCAACGCCGUGUACGCCCUCUGCUCUGACCCGAAGAGCCCCUUCAUACUGCUGCUGGCAAUCGAUCCGCAUAUCAUUAGCAAGGCAGUGGAGGUGAAUAGCCGGCGCGCAUUCUCCGAGAGCAACAUCGGCGGGUGGGACUACCUCCGCAACAUGGUGCAGUUGCCGUUCUACCUGCAAAACUCUGCGCUGCGCCGCGUCAAAACCGCGCAACAAACUGCCGCCAAACGCAUACAAACCAUCGCGACCGACGACUUCUCCGCGAGCAUGCAGCGAUCUGUAUCAGCGCGCCGUCUGUCCUCAACAUCAGAACUAAUGUCCAGCCAAGAGCGCAUCAAGAACCAGCCGACCAAAGAGCUGAGCGCGGCCGCCGCGGCCCGCGCGCGGCGUCUCCGCCCCUCCGAGUCCGUGGCAUCCUCGGUGGCUUCAGGGCUGCACCGAGCGGCCCCUGCCGCCACCGCUGCGGACUUAGGAAGGGUGUUGCUUACGGAUGACUACUUCAGCGAUGUGAAUCCGAGGAGUAUGCGGCGGCUUAUGAACGUGCUGUAUGUCACUGGUCGUCUAAUGAAAGCAUUCCAAAUCGAGUUCAACUGGUACCAGCUAGCUUCCUGGAUAAACCUCACGGAGCAGUGGCCGUUCCGCACGUCAUGGAUCAUCUACCACCACGAGACGUACGAGGAGCACAUCGACGACAGCAAGUCGCUCAAGCACAUUUACGACAAAGUGAAACCACACCUAAAUGGUCUACGCGAAUCCAGCUCGCUAAUGGAACUGGACCGCGAUGAGCGCAAGCUGGAGGUGUUCCUCAGCUUCCACCGCUCCACGCUCACCGCCGCGGACCUCAAGAUCUUCCUGCCGUUCACCAUCAACCUGGACCCUUACAUCAAGAAGGUCAUCAAAGAGGAGCAGCUACAGUCAGGCUUGGAGGAUGAAUUGAACGGUGCUAUAUGGACGCCGCACACACGACAGCCGCACAACAAGCUCUUCAACAGAAAACAUCGCAUAUCCCCGCCAAGCCAGGCCGCAGCGCCGCACACGCCCAUGUGCGUGGGCUGGGUGAGCACGGGCAACGGCUUCAUGCCGCAGCCCAUGCCGCACUACCCGCCGCCCGCCGUCGGCGCGGGCGCGCCCAACCCCUACACUGUGCUGAGGAACGCUUUCCCUGCGCUGGUGGACAUAUCAAACAUCCGUCUAUCAACGUUGUCUGUGGACCGCGUGUGCAGCAUCGUGAGCGCGGCGCUGGGCGCGGGCGCGGCGCCGUGCUGCGCGGCGCUGCAGCAGCACCGCGUCUGCGGGCUCGCGCUGCGGCACUGCCAGCUCGACGACCUCAAGCCGCUCAUGGACCUGCCGUUCGGAGACUGGGAAUUAUUCAAAAUGCUCAUCACCAACCUACGAGAGUUGGAAGCCAACAUGCCCUGCAGUGCGCCUGCUGUCACAGUUAUAGCAGAAAAGAAUACUGAGAGUGAACCAGACACGGUGAAACCCAGGCCCAUCGAACAUCAGCGUAGCCGUCCGUCCAAUGUGGAAAAACAGGUGACGCUGGAAGAGCAGAUGAUCUGCGGCGCGCUGCAAACGCUAAACGAGGAAGCCCUGGAGGACGUGCUUCAGUCCGAGCCCCCCUCCCACCCAGCGGCUCCGCGCCCGCCUCGCCCGGCGCCCCCGCGCGCCGCCUCGCUCCGGGGCCGCGACCGCCGCCCGCCGCCCGCCGUCACCUUCAACGUCGAGAACGAGGACGACUCCGACGACGGCCGCCCCAUCACCUUCAGCGCGCGCGGCGGCGACCGCCCCGUCUCGCUGCUCCUCGCCCGCCACGACGACGGGAGGGUGAGCUCGGCGGAGAGGCUGACGCGGCUGAAGGACAAGAUAAUGUCGCGCGAGCGGAGCCCGGCGCGCGAGCGGGCCGGCAGCGACGACGAGUCGGCGCCGCUCGUCGCCCCGGGCGGCCGCGCCUCGUGCGGCGACCGCGCGGCCAGCACGGACCUGUCGCCGCGCUCCGACGUGACGGAGCUGGAGUCGCCGCGCGCGGGCGCCACGCCGUUCGACCUGCUGCCCGAGGGCAAGGGCGACGCGGAGCCGGGCGCGGCGCCGGCUCGGCUGGCGCGCGCGGACAGCGGCUCGGAGUACAACAUGGUGGAGCCCUACAACAUGCGGCUGCUGGCGCGCGGCGCGUCGGACGCGCGCGCGCUGUGGCGGCAGGACGCGCUGGACGCGGGCCCGCCCUGGCCGUGGGACGAGCCCGACUCGGCCGUGUGAGCCCCGGG
Molecule: messenger RNA, 5132 nt
Organism: Cydia amplana
Lineage: Eukaryota; Metazoa; Arthropoda; Insecta; Lepidoptera; Tortricidae
Gene: Arms
Product: kinase D-interacting substrate of 220 kDa B
Molecular function (GO): protein kinase regulator activity; PDZ domain binding
Source: RefSeq, a predicted model, not a curated record